GUGCGGAAUCAAUAUGAUUCCAUUGGGACACCAAUACAACUCUAGAUAACAACAAAAACUGUUCAGAACGUUAAGAAACUUAGGUGAAAGUGCCAAAAGCCCCAACGCGCUAGCGUAGAAAGAACGUAGCGAAGAACUCGGUUUUACAGUUGCAAAGUAACCAGCAUACUCAUAAGGGCACAACUCUGCAGAGCUGUCAAAAAGUCAGACCCGAGCAAGGAGCAACAGCUGUUGCUUGCCACACACACAAACUCAUACACCCAGGCACACAAGUACAAAAUGCCACACAGACAGUCUCAAAGUUGGAUUUACACCUGCCUAUUGGUCAGUAUCUUGCCCACGUUGUGCCUGGGCCUACUUGACGGUCUCUACUGCGGUAAAGAGAACUGUUACGAUGUGCUCGGCGUCACACGCGAAUCCUCAAAGUCGGAGAUCGGCAAGGCCUAUCGGCUACUGGCACGCAAAUAUCAUCCGGAUCUGCAUCGUGGCGAGGAGGCCAAGGCGCUGGCAGAGGAGCAGUUUAAGCUAGUGGCCACUGCCUAUGAGAUACUGCGCGACGAGGAGUCCCGCACCGACUACGACUACAUGCUGGAUAACCCAGACGCAUACUAUGCGCAUUAUUAUCGCUACUAUCGACGACGUGUGGCCCCCAAAGUGGAUGUGCGUGUGGUGAUCGUAGUUACGCUGACCGUCAUCUCUGUAAUUCAGUACUACUCUGGCUGGCAGCGCUAUGAUGCUGCCAUCAAAUACUUUGCGACGGUGCCCAAGUAUCGUAACAAGGCGCUGGACAUAGCUCGAGAUGAGAUACAGGAGCGAGUGCACAAUCGCAAGGGCAAGAAUCGCAAGAGCUUAUCGAAAACGGAGCAGAAGGAGGAAAUCGAGCGGAUCAUACGCAAGGUUAUUGAGGAGAAAAUGGACGUGCAAGGUGGCUAUGCGAAGCCAACGCUGUGGGAUGUGCUAUGGGUGCAGUUGCUCAUCUGCCCGUACACGUUAUUCAACUUCAUUGCGUGGCACUCGCUGUGGUUCUGGCGCUAUACGGUGCUCAAACAGCCGUACGGUCGGGAGCAGCAGCUCUAUUUGAUACGUCGUCACAUGGGCAUGGGUCAGCAUCAAUUCAAUUCGCUAGAGGACAAACAGAUCGAGGAGUAUCUGCAGCUGGAGCUGUGGCAGCGCGACAAUUUUAUCGCGUGGAAGGCCGAUCAGGACGAAGACAUGAAAAAGAAACUGGCCGAGAAUCCACGCUACAAAGCCUACAGACGGUAUAUGAAGAACCAUGGGCCAGGGCGCAUUACCUUUGAGGACUAGAGAGAGCGGCGUCUGUUGAUGUUCAAGUUUUAUUGUUCCAUCUUGUCGCCAUGGCCAAUGUAAUUUAUUGUUUUAUACGUUCUUUAAUCUACAAGACAUCAAAGUUUUUUAUUUUCAUUUUUUUUUUGUUUUUACAAUUUUUUCGUGUUUAGGGCGAACUUUUGCAAUAGCUUAAAAAUAAAUUAUGUUAAUAAUUCUGUUAGCCAUUGGAUACUGCCCGCGGGGCAGCGAUGGCCAAAACGUUGACCUCGCCACCAAACCGGUUCAAAAAACGUGCUUACUCGCGUUUCAUCUUUCAUCUUCCAUCGGCCAGCGGAAACGUGCGAUAAGCGAGAAAACGCGAAACCGAACAAACCGAGAACUUCCCUCUUUUUAAAAAAAGUUGUUAGCUCAAUUGUCCGAAUUUUAUAUAGCAAAUAUACAAAUACUAACUAUU
This is a messenger RNA of Drosophila hydei, 1741 nucleotides long. Its product is annotated as dnaJ homolog subfamily C member 25 homolog. Lineage: Eukaryota; Metazoa; Arthropoda; Insecta; Diptera; Drosophilidae. The transcript has a single exon. The record is from RefSeq and is a predicted model, not a curated record. The coding region runs from base 280 to 1305 and encodes 341 amino acids. Gene Ontology annotation, biological process: protein folding. Gene Ontology annotation, cellular component: endoplasmic reticulum membrane.